This is a messenger RNA of Tribolium madens (black flour beetle), 2634 nucleotides long. It is a transcript of the gene pcs, whose product is annotated as SH3 domain-binding protein 5 homolog. The record is from RefSeq and is a predicted model, not a curated record. The coding region runs from base 290 to 1390 and encodes 366 amino acids. Gene Ontology annotation, biological process: intracellular signal transduction; negative regulation of protein tyrosine kinase activity. Gene Ontology annotation, cellular component: cytoplasm. The transcript has 4 exons. Gene Ontology annotation, molecular function: protein kinase inhibitor activity. NCBI's taxonomy places the organism in Eukaryota, Metazoa, Arthropoda, Insecta, Coleoptera, Tenebrionidae.
UGCACUUGAACCAACUUUCUCCCAGUGUGACGUUUGCCUUUUCGUUGUGUUGUGCUUCUAAUCUGAUAAAAUACUUACUUUUGAGUUAAUUGUUGUGUUAUAUUUCUCAGUCCUGGUGAGAUCGUCUUGUAGAAUGGUUUCGGUGUGUUGACAUCACGUGUGAUAAAAAUAGCAUUAACGUCAUUACCAACACAAUUAUGUUUAAUUAGUUCCCCAUACAAUUACAAUACAUGACUAAAAUGUGAUACAACAAUCGUAAGACUGAAAAUAGGUUGUUAUUCAAUCAAAGAUGAGUGAAAACGAAGACAAUGAAUUGGACCCUCGAAUACAGAUCGAACUCGAGAAGCUCAACACCACAACAGAUGAAAUCAACCGUCUAGAAAUAGAAUACGAUGAAGCCAACACCACUUUCCGAUUGCUCCUAAAUGAGUCAACUCGGAGACUCAAAAUUUUGUCCAAAAAACUCGGUAGUUGUAUCGAGCGAGCGAGGCCUUAUUACGAAGCGUUGGAGAUAGCGAAAAAGGCACAGCAGGAGUGCCAGAAAGCCGCAGUCCAAUUCCAGAGAGCUAAUGAAAUUCACGCAGCGGCCAAGGAAACAGUGGCUUUGGCCGAACAGAGGUUUCUGAGUAAUCAGCACGAGUGGCAGUUUGAUAAUGCCUGGCAGGAGAUGCUCAAUCAUGCCACAAUUAAAGUCAUGGAAGCGGAAAAUCAAAAAGCGGAAAGCGGUCGCGAGCACCAACGUCGCGCUACCAUCUUCAAAACCGCUGAAGACUGUGUGAAACAGCUUGAAAGCCGUCUCCAGAAGUCCAUAAUCAAAUCGCGUCCCUACUUCGACGAGAAAUCCCUCUGCCAACAGCAGCUCAACACGCAGAAAGAACGCAUCGAGACAAUAAAACGCGACAUCGUCAAAGCGAAAUCCUCCUACGCCCAAACUCUCAAACAACUCGAGCAAAUCUCGAACGAGAUCCACUUGAAACGAGGCAGCGUCAGCGAGGAAAUCCUGCGAGGGCCUCGAGAACCGGGAGUGGGGGCCGAACUAGCGCCAUCGCACGUCGAAAUCCCGAACAAGAAUCACGCCUCGUUGCCGGAUUUCACUCUGGAGUUGGAGAAAUGCGAAUUGAGGAGUUGCGGGUCGAGUUCGGCGGUGAGCGAAAAGGACGAAAAGGAGGAAUUUGUCGAGGAUUUGGAUGAGUUGAAGGUGAAAUUUAAAGAGUUGGCAACGCGGCCGGUCAAUGGGGGCGAGGGGGAGAGUAUGGAUGGGGUGUGGGAGUCGGAAUUGAAGGAUACUGUUGAGAAAAUGGACCACAUGAUGCUACUCCAAGAGUGUGCUCAAGAAUUGGAUCACUACAAGUCUGAAAUUAAAGAUAAGGUUAUUGAGGAGGUGUCUUAAGUGUCGUUUAUCGUAGAAUAGAGAUACAACGAGACAAGUGUUUUUUUAAGUUUGUUUCGAGGACUUUAGACUAGAACAUUUCAGUAUUGUUACCUCGGUUUAAACACUAAUUUUUAUACUAAAUCAAAUCGUUACUUGGAAUUAGCCUAAUUUUGAAAAAGGAUUGAUUAAGCUCAAAGCUGUGAAAAAUACGGCCAGUUUUGGCAGUUUUGAUAUUUUAACACUUGCAUGUGAUAAUGCAAUUGGAUUUUUUGUGUUUUUAUUUUGAAGCAUGGGCGUGGCAGAUUUAGUCCAAACAAUUUGGUGUUAAAAUUUUAUUAUGAAAAAGCGAAAUUAAGACAUUUUAUACUUUUUUGCGUUUUUAGUAUUUUUCUGUUAGCAUUCGUUGAUCUAUGAAAUUUAUACAGGGUGUGCUAACCAAUAUUUUUAGAUACUACUGAUCAAGGAAUAUUAUUUGAGUUGACAAUUAUUUUCUUUGCGUUAUAAUUUGCAAAAUUUUUGGUUAAAAGAAAGAAAGUGAGAAAAUAUAAAUCUCUCCACUGUCGACAAAAUUUCCUGACAGAUUAAACGUUAAAUCGUACGAAUUUUGCAAAAGAAGUGCCGUUUAAAAGACUUUUGCGAAUCCUACUAACUGCGCCAAUUAAAAAACAGGACUUGGUUUUAUAAAAAAAAUACCCAUUCCAACUAGCAGCAAAACGAUAUAAGUACUGAAUUACUGACUUCGAUAGAUAUUCUAAAAACAUAGCUCAUCUAUUUUUAAUAAAAAAGGGGAUUUGUGGUAAUAUAGGUCUACAUUCGUCACCGUUUGAUAAAUGCUCUUUUUCAAUGAGAAAAAAAUUUCUUUGAAUUAAAAAGACACUAAAAUGUGAAAUUUUACACAUUUGUCAUGUCCUCAGAAUCAUUUUGUGUCCACUUUUACAAUGUGUGCCUUUGAUUGUAACAAAAACUGUCUUUAGCUUUUUGCACUUUAUUUUUUAACUCGUUUGUAUUUUGUUGUUCUUGAUUUGCAUUUUAGAAUUGGGAUUUAUUUUUGUUCAAUUGGUGUUUGAACAAUUUUAGUUUAAAAAUUACCGAAUUUAACAAAAUAAUGAAUGGGGGUUAAAAGCCUGAUAGCAAAAUUCACCGAAAAAUUAAAUAUCGGAUAAGAAUUAAAUUAUUGUUAAGCUUAUUUCAGGCAUUUCUAAAUUGUUGUGGUGUGCAGGGUGAACCAAAGAUAACGCACAAAUAUUUUUUUUGUAUACGCU